AUGCCUGUCGCCAAUCUCCAUCUCCUGCACAUUAGCCCAGCUCUGCCAUUGAAGAGCGCUCUACAGGUUCUCUCGAAGACGAGCCCUGCUCCGCUGACACUCUCCGUGCCAGUGCGAUGGAUGAUCACGCCCAAUGCGCUCUCAAAUGCAGCACCGUCACCACUACUGAAAGUGCCCUGGUCGAUCUUGCUGAUUACCCUCUCAUCUGACUUACCGUCGGCAAUCACUUCAAAUCUCAUCGACCACUACCACCUGCGCGUCGGCGUCCCUUCUCGCCUCAUUGACAAUUUCAAAAGCAAGAAUGAAACCCUGCUUCACCCAGAGCCUUCGGACGUGCCAUCACUCACUGGAUCAUUGGAUUCGCCACGGUUCGGAAAAACGAGUCAGACGAUCGAGCUGACUCCCGAUGUUCUACAAUGGAUCCAGUCGAUGCAGUCCCGGAGCGAUUCGUGGCGGACGGGAGCAAUAAGCAUGCUUAACCUCCUAGCCUUCAAAGAAGGCCUAGAGUUCAAGGAGAGCUAUCUCAAGUACGGCAAAGCCUUUGGUGAAGACAUCGGGAAGAAGAGAGGUGGCACUGCGAAAUUGGUCGGAAACGUGAUUCAACCCACAGCUUCGAAGGGCAAAGGCACCUCUCCAGAUGUGAAGCAGCAAGCGAAGGAAUGGAGCGGUGUUGCACGUAUCGGCGACUCCCCAAACAAAGGCACCUCUCCAGGCGUGAAGCAAGAAGCAAAAGAGUGGAGCGGCAUCGCACGUAUCGGCGAUGACGCGGGCUCUUCAUCCAAUGACAACACGCAAGACCGCAAAUGGGACGAGUUUGCGCUCGCACACUACCCAUCGCUCAAACACUUCGCGGAUAUGGUUGGGAGCGAGGAUUACCAAGCUGUGAAUCUGAAGAAUCGUGUGCCGGCACUGGCGGACACGUGUAUCUUGUUUACUAGUGAGUUGCUCGCGCAGGAAAUUUUGGCAGCGGACGACGGGACGGGUAAGGCGAAAUUGUGA
Cyphellophora attinorum is the source of this 999-nucleotide messenger RNA. RefSeq lists its product as uncharacterized. The transcript has a single exon. The coding region runs from base 1 to 999 and encodes 332 amino acids. The record is from RefSeq and is a predicted model, not a curated record. NCBI's taxonomy places the organism in Eukaryota, Fungi, Ascomycota, Eurotiomycetes, Chaetothyriales, Cyphellophoraceae.